Messenger RNA from Eublepharis macularius, 1151 nucleotides. RefSeq lists its product as uncharacterized. The record is from RefSeq and is a predicted model, not a curated record. The transcript has 4 exons. NCBI's taxonomy places the organism in Eukaryota, Metazoa, Chordata, Lepidosauria, Squamata, Eublepharidae. The coding region runs from base 1 to 1101 and encodes 366 amino acids.
AUGAACAAGACAGAAUUGGAAGCUGCCUUGCCUUCAGAAGAACAAACAUCCUUCCAGAAAGCUGCAAUAUGGGUGUCAACAGGAAGACACGGCGACAUUGACAUGGAAGUGGCCAACAGCUUCCACAGAGUAAAUGAAAGACUCUGUGCUGGUGCUAGAUUUAAUCUGCCCCAAAGAUCUUCUGGGCCUUCUGACCAUCCUAAGGGCUUGGGGGUCUUCGAGGGAGCAGCAGACAUGGUGAUUGAUCCUGCUUUACUCAUGGAUAUUGACCCUUUGGAUUCUGCAGGACUCCCGCAAAAUCUGGUUGAGAAUCCCUCCUCUCAGCCCCUGCUAGCAGCAUCUGAUGGUGACAUCAUCAUGCACGAUGAAACGGGCACCAGAAAGACCAAAGAGAGACCCAUCCUAGAGCGGGUUGGGGAAACUCUGAGGAAGCAGAAACUGCGUGCAACACAGCAAAAAUGCAGAGUAGAGUCCAGCACUGAUUCUGAAUCUGACGCUAACAUAGAGGUUCUGUCCAACUGUUCCUUUCCAGGAGGGUCUCUUAAGAAAACAACUUACAAAAAACUUCAACUCCUGGAUCCUUACGAUGGUGAUUAUGAAGGCGUCUCUGGCUCCUCUGACUGUAGUCUGGAUUCUGUCGCUGAUGUAUGUCCCUGGAGGGGGAUCCUUCUGAAGCAUCCCAUCCCCGAGGGUCUGACUGUGGAAGAGAACUUUCUUCUCUCUGCAUCACCAUACCGGGCAGUCUCUGCUGCAGUCACUCAUGAGAGCGAUUGUAUGAAGCCAGCAGAUAACUUAAUGCUCAUGGAAUCUGCAAUGGAAGACAAUGGGAAAGGUUCGCAUUCAGGACUUUCCGGGGAAGCUGAAGUGUACAAAACCGCCGAAGUAUUGCAGCUGACAACUGAACCUUCCUGGUUCACAGAUCACAAUCCGUCCGAAUGUUGCGGAUUCUCUGAUAAUGUAGCUCCAGCUUCUGUACUGUGGCCUGUUGUGAGACUGAGUGACAAAAGAGCGUGUGAGGAUCCGAUCAUCAAGCGAAAGCAAGGGCAGCCCGUUCUAGAGUGUGCUGGGGAAAAACUAAGAAAGAAAUUGCGAGCAACUUGACAUAAACCCAAUGUGUGGGAGAGGCUGUUGGUGAAUUAGUGCUAUCUGCU